AUUAAGCGAGUCAACGUUAUAUAUGUAAUCUGCUUUUGUUUAAAUUCUGUUAAAAACCGCGCGAAGCCGCCGCCGCCGUUUUCGUGGCCUGGCGCCGACAAUUGCGUUCGGGGUUGCGGGCUGCGCGAACCGCUUCUUUUAACCGGCGCCGAGGCUGCUCGUGAAACGGAAAAAAGAUUAUUUGUCGGGCCGAGUACGGAAUAUUAGGGCUCAUUGUGAACAAUCGCGUUUCAUCAGUAAAAAUCAAGGCUUAACUGCGUCUAAUAAGGAUCAAUUCACGAAUAGUUGCCGCCGUAAUAGCGGCGCGCGCUCGCCUGCCGGAACGGGCGUAAGUGGCGGGCGGAACGGAGUGUUUUGGCGGUAGGCGGCGGGCAGGUAGCCAGGUAGGCAGGCAGCCAGGUAGGCGCUAAUUGGACGACACCUGCGGCACCUGCACCAUGGAGGGCGGGCCCUUCGACGACAACCUCUUCUCCGACUUCGGCGGCUGCGUGUCGGGCUCCAGCACGCUGCUCAGCGCGAGGGCGCACGCCGAGUCCCGCGGCAAUGUCCACUCCAUACAGGUGAUGCUGGGUCUCCAGCACUCGGACAUUCUGCUGGGCAAGAUGGACGGCGGCGCCGGCGCCGGCUCGGGCGGGGGCGGGCAGGGCCAGGACGGCGGCGCCGGAGCUGGUGACGCGGGCCCCGGGCCCACGCCGCCGCUCGUCACGCAGCCUGCCGCCAAGCGCAAGGAUGACCCGCUGUUGCAGCACGCCGACUCACAGCAGCAACAGCAGCAGCAGCAGCAGCAGCAGCAGACCUUCAUCGUCUCCGCAGCCAUGGAGACUCCUACCCAGACCCCGACGACGACGUCCAAGAAGUCAGAGUCGAAGAGCAAAAAGAGUGACAAUAACGGAGUGAAGAAGAAGAAAACGAGGACGACGUUUACGGCGUACCAGCUGGAGGAGCUGGAGCGCGCGUUCGAACGGGCGCCGUACCCCGACGUGUUCGCGCGCGAGGAGCUGGCGCUCAAGCUGAGUCUCAGCGAGUCGCGCGUCCAGGUGUGGUUCCAGAACCGGCGCGCCAAGUGGCGCAAGCGGGAGCCGCCGCGCAAGACCGGCUACCUCGCCACCGGAGGCUCGGCGAGCGCGUCACUGUCGUCGUUCGGCUCGCUGAACAGCUCGCUUGGCCCGUUCUCCGGGGGCGGCGCCGGAGGCGGCGGGGGCGGCGUGUCAGUGGGCGGGGGCGGCGUGCCGGUGGGUGGAGGCGGCGUGGGCGUCGGCGUGGGCGUGUCGGCGCCGGGCGACUCGUGGGCCGCCUACUCGCCGGCGGCGUACGAGCUGUCGCCGCACCUCAACCUGCUCAACGCGCCCUACUCCAGCUCGCCCUUCGGCGCGCCCUCCGCAGGGCCCUACUCGUACGCCUCCAUGCUGCAGCCGCAGCACGACGCCUCGCUCUUCCGGUCGCAGCACCAGCUGGACGAGUCGGGUGCGGUGCUGGGCCAGCACCAGGACUACGACGACAGCCCGGGGGUGGCGCUUCGCCACCAGGACUACGUGGGCGGCGGCGGGGGCGGCAGCCCGCGGCACGGUGACUACGACGGCUGCGGCUCGCCCGGCGCUGGCAACGGCAACGGCAGCGUGCUGCGCCAGCACCACGACUACGGCGCGCCGCCCCCGCCGCCCCCGGGGGCCGGCUCUCCUGCCUCCGUGCGCCAGCAUCACGACUACGUCACAGCCACUGCCAUAAACAAACACCUAGGUGCGUUAAAUUGA
Molecule: messenger RNA, 1751 nt
Organism: Schistocerca americana (American grasshopper)
Lineage: Eukaryota; Metazoa; Arthropoda; Insecta; Orthoptera; Acrididae
Product: retinal homeobox protein Rx2
Exons: 8
Coding region: 438-1751 (437 amino acids)
Biological process (GO): regulation of transcription by RNA polymerase II
Molecular function (GO): RNA polymerase II transcription regulatory region sequence-specific DNA binding; DNA-binding transcription factor activity, RNA polymerase II-specific
Source: RefSeq, a predicted model, not a curated record